This is a messenger RNA of Macrosteles quadrilineatus (aster leafhopper), 7327 nucleotides long. Its product is annotated as mucin-22-like. The record is from RefSeq and is a predicted model, not a curated record. Bases 149 to 3757 code for a protein of 1202 amino acids. Gene Ontology annotation, cellular component: nucleus. Gene Ontology annotation, molecular function: protein binding. Lineage: Eukaryota; Metazoa; Arthropoda; Insecta; Hemiptera; Cicadellidae. The transcript has 5 exons. Gene Ontology annotation, biological process: regulation of transcription by RNA polymerase II.
UGUUGCUGUAAAACGAUUGUUUUUUCUGCUUUUUUCGGAAUAGACAUUGCGUUUUAUCAUGAUUGUUGGAGUUAAAGUACAAAUUAGUGAAUAUAUAUCGCAGUUUAAGUACUUAUAGCUUUAGCAUUAACCGUAAAAUCUGCUGAAAAUGAUGACAGCGGCAGCACCAGUUGCAGCUCCGGUUGGGGCCGCGGCCCCGUCACAGCCGCAGGGCACUAGGUUCAUGGUGCAAUGGGAGGAACAUCCCAUGCAUCUGGCAACAAGACUCGGCUACCUUCUUGAGCAUCAGUCGCUCGUAGACGUCACACUCAUGUGUAACACACACACUCUCAAAGUCCACCGUUCCGUACUUGCUGCCUGCAGUCCUUACUUUGAGUCUGUACUCCAAAGGCAGUUGGGGAAUCACCCAUUGAUUGUUCUUAAAGACAUGAAAUUUUGCGUUCUGAAAUCUCUCAUCGAGUUCAUGUAUUGUGGAGAAACUAGUGUCACCGAAGAGAACCUGAAUCCUUUGAUGGAAGCAGCUAAAUUUUUUGAGGUGAAAGGUCUGUGUACAAUGUCCAAAGAAGUGCUUGGUGGAGAACGCCCUUCACCUUCUAAACCAGUGACUUCGUCUACAGCUAUCAACGGCGCUACAAGUGGCAGUAUCGCUGAUAUUUUCCCAUCAACCACCUAUAGAGGCAGGGGACGUCGUUCUGGAGGAGCUAGAGGACGCAGAAACUUGGCUACAAUGUUGAUCCCUCCCCCUCAAGGAGCUCCGCAGUCUGAGACGGCUCAAAUCAUGCUUAGCCUUUCCAACAACUCCACUUCACCGACACUACAAACUACCAGCCGUAAUGUAAGAAUCAGUCCCAAUAGUCGCUUAGGACGUUCUUUACAACCUGCCUCCACUAUCCUUGACAGUACAAACCUUCUUCGUAACGGAUCUUUAACAACAACAGAUUUGAAAGCACUUCGAGAACAGCUCAAUCUAGAACCCCGGAGGAGGGGUCGAAGACGUCAGACGUUUGGAAUGGGACGAGGUAGGAUAAAAGAUCUAAGUGACACAAAGUUUGGAAUACAAAAUAUCAAGAAAGAGAUGGAGGAUGUGUCUCACAAAGAUGGACUUGUCUGCAAACCUCUUGAGUCAAAAUUGAAUGUAGUCAACAAUAAUGGAAACAAUGAUGCUCAGAGUCCUUUGUUAGCGUCUUUACUCUCAAAAGCCGAAGCUCUUGCCAAAGCCAAAGUUAAAACAGAAAAUGAAUGUGAUGACGGGCAGACAACAGAACAGGAAACAAUUAUGUAUCAGUUUGAUGGAGAAUCUAGCGGAGCGACUAAGUACUUGGACGCUCUUAAAGAAGCCGGUCUGCCUACUGAUGUACCUGUAUUGAUUGACAACGGAGAUGGCAACUAUGUGACUUUAACUGAAGAUGUCCUCAUGAAUGUUUUAGGCAACAACGAGGAGUUCCAGUUCCAAGUCACUGAAGCUACACUCGAGCAAGGAGAUGUAAGUGAAGGGGUUGUUUUACAAGAUGGGACCAUCAUGAUGACAGGCAAGAAUGGGAAAUCUGAUAUAUCUGGUCCUCUACUCACCGUUUCCAAGAAACCCAUAACGAUUAAGGGUGUGAGGGAGGUCAAAGGGAAGAGGGGACCAAAACAGAAGCAUCUUAUUGUCAAAGACAUGUUGGCCAAAAAAAAUACUGGAAUUGAGACAAGUCCACAACCAAAAGCUGUUAAAAAAGCUAGCAAUAAAAAAUCUGUCCAAGAACUUAUAAAUGAAGCCGUUCUAGAAAGUUUAAAGAAUGGAGCUGCUAGUGAAGCAGAAGCAGACCCUGAUGCAGUCGUUCUUUUUGAAGUUACUGGCAACGAUAAAGUAAAUAAAUAUGUUGUGUCGUCCAAAGAAGUUAAUGCUCUCAAAGCUAUGAAUGAGCAGAUGGAAAAACAGAAGAAGCUGAAUUCACCAACUGAAAAGAAAUGUGCAUUAUCUUCAACAGUGAUAGAUGGCAACACAAACAUCGCUGAAAUAAAACUUACUGUUCCCAAAAACUCUAGGAAAUCCAUUGUUUCUGAAGUGUUGGCAAGAGCACAAAGUCUAGAGAGCCAAGUGAAAGGUAGUUUGCUCAACGAUGUUCCUGACUCAUCACCAAGUAAGAGUGAUGAAAUCAAAAACGAAGCAAGAUCUCCUCAAAUGCUUGACAUGAGUAUAACAUCAGAUGUUCUAAAUGACAGUUCUCAACUAAUUAACAUUAAUUCAACAAGUGACAAUCUUGAAAAUUCAACUAUGAUAGAUCUUGAGGAAGAAUCUCAAAUUUUGGGUGUAGAUCAUUCUACUGCAAUUUUGGAUGAGGAAAAUUCAAUGGUAGUGUUGAAUGAAGAAAACCAAAUAAUAGAAUUGCAAAAGCAUCAUGAUACCAUCCAUAUGUCUGGAAAUGAGAAUCUAAUUGUUGUGAACGAAAGUGUACAAGACACAAAUCAAGAACAGGUAGAUUCAAUUGAAGAGCCGAAUGAAGAUUCACAGCUUAUGCAAAUUAGUGAAGUUUCUCAAGAAAUGGGACCAGAAGAAGCGUCUGAAGGAAUAAGUGUCAGCGCUGAUGAGACAGACCCUGCGACUAGGAGGGAUAUGCCAUUGCUGGAAAAUGAAUCACAGCUGGUAGAGUUUGAACUGAUCGAUGGGAGUGGCUCAAAAAUAAAAUCUUACAAAGCAUUUACAGUUGAUGGGAACAUAUUAAGUCAAAAAGAAAUAUCUGAACUAUCUAGACUAACUGACCAAAACAAAGAUUCAGAUGUAAUUGGACUUUUAGAUAUGGUGUGUGAGGAAGCAGCAUCAAACGAUAUUGAUAGUCAGGUCGAUGAUGAGAGUGCUAAUAAAGAAAUCAUGCCUUCACAUAAUUCCGUUAACCCAAACAUCACCUCUCUUGAACCGGAUUGCUCGUCAUUCAAAGUGGUGGAAGCGGAGAAAGGGUGUUAUAACCUAGUCCCAGUAGAAAAAGACUUUGGUCAAAGCACUGGGAACUUGUUGAAGUACACUGUUAUGUCCGAGAAAGUGGAUUUUGAAGGAGAUGAAUCAACAAGCUUUAAUGCAUCAGGCACAGAGCAUUUGGUGUUGGAAGAAGUACAAAACAUGAAUACUGCUAGUUUAAACUCAACUGAGAUGUCCUUAGACGGUGGAGAAUGUCAGGAGUUGUCUGUUGAACAAGCCCUACAAGCUAUGAUGGGCGAUGAAAACAGUACUGGUAUAGAGACCCAAGAUUUUUCCCAAGGAGACGAGGAAAAAAUUGUAAACGACGAAAAACCGUUAACCGAGGAUCCUAGUGUACAUUCAACGGAAGGUGAAACAUCACAUAAUAAUGUUGAUACGCAAAAAUUCGAGUUUGUGUAUGAAACGUCAGAAAACCCUGUUAAUGAGGAAGCUGCUAUUUCCGCUCUAAAUCCGCUACCUGAAACUAGUACUAGUGAUGUUCUGUCUAAUAUGAUAAUAACGAAAUCAGAGGAGACUUCUAAAGAAGCUAAUGAGAACCCUACAAUUGUCUCUCCGACAAAAGAUGUACCAUUCGCUGUUGGUCUUCUACCUUUAAAAGAUGCUCUUGUCCAAAUACAGUCAACUCCUGAUCAUCAGCCCCGAAAAACAAGGUCAGGAAGUACUAGUAAACCAGAAGUCAUAGGAGCUAAAAGGAGAUCAUCUUCAGAAAAUUCAUCAGAUGGUCCUAGUAAAAGAAGAAAAAGUUUUGAAGACGGAGAUAUUCCUACUACCCGCAAUGAAGAGGAAGAAAGUGUUACGUGAGCGUUUUUUUGGUAUUUGAACCACUCUUAAUCCAAGUUUUUUUCAGGUUUUUUGUUUUGUUUUUAUCUAAUUGAUGAACAGUUUUAUUUUUGUUUGGCGGGUUUUUUGUCUUUGUUAACUGUUAUGAUGAGUUAUACUGUACAUAACAGAUUCUGUUGCUGUUUAUAAAAUUUUAACAGGGAAUAUGUAAAGUGUAAAUACUCUUAAUUUAUUCUCUCACAUGUCUUAUGAACAUCACAGUUGUAUGCCAUAAUGUAUCAUGUUAAGAAGAUUGUGUUGGUUAAAACCAACUCGCAAUUUUAAUUUUUUACAAUGUUAUCUAAUUUUGUAUUAGAUAGUACACUCAGUCAUCAAUUUAAGUUUUUUUUCUAUCUUUAAUAAAGUUUGUUUUUCACCAAGGUUUUUUGUCUUGUAGUCUUAAUGUGAUGUUUUAGGUGUAUUUUAUUUAUGUAAAAUUUUAGAUGUAAUUAAAAAGUUGGAUCCAAUCCUAAUAAGUUGGAUAUAAUUUAGAAAAAGUAUGGAUUUUAUCCAAAGGGUUGACAUUACCAUCAAAUGAAAAGGAAAUAUAUUUUGUUAAUAUUUUUUUGUAGCAGUCUAAAGUAAUACUAUCUAAUGUAAUGCCAAUUUGAUCUUAAUCUAAAUAUUUUUUGAUAUUAAUUCAUGUAUCCUCAUCCUCCUUUAGAUGAAACAUUCUACAAAAAUGUAUUUUCCUCACAUUAAAUUAGAGUUAUUACCAAAAUUAUUUUUAUAAUUUUAUUUUGCAUGCAAAACUGUGGAAUGUUAGUAACUAAGCAUGUUAAUUUGUGAUUAGAAAAUUAAUCAAAGGUUAGCUUGACAUUUUGAGAUGAUUAGUGUGGAAUGGAUGUGAAAUUCAUUUUCAACCAAAAAGAUGUUUUAGCUAGGUUAACCAGGUGUUCUUUAGGUUAACAGAACUUCUUUACCUGAUGACUUAUCAAAAGACUUAUUUAUCUUCAUCCAUCUAAUCUAAAGUAUUCUUGUAUGGAUUUAAAUUUAACCAAUUAAAAAAAAAACAUGUUUAUGAUAGUUGUUCAGAAUCUUUUGCUAAGCUGUCAAUUACACAACGACAUUGUUUGGAAACUGUUAUUCAAAACAUUUGUCCUUGCUUUAAUUCCACUAAUUGUGUUUUGUUUCCAGCCAAUAUGUGCUUAUUUUGUUUUUAUUAACUCAAAUUAAAAAAUUCCAGUUAUAACUUCGUACCUCAUAAAAAUCGAUUUACAUUCAGCUUCUUUUUUUCUGUUGCUACUAAGUUUUUCUGUAUAAUGGGUCCAAUUUUCUUUUCAAGUUGUGUUUAAUAAUGAAUUGUAUCAUGUGGGUUUUAAAACUUGUUAUUUAUUUUGUAAUUUCUUUUAUUGUUACGUGUUAGGAAAAAGCAAAAUUAUUUUUAUAGUAUUUUUCAUUUUUUGAAAAUUACAAUAAACUUAUAACUUAAGUAGUAUUUACCUUAAUAAUCGCCUAAUCUUUAAUUUUUGGUUGAGACCUAUGUGUUUUUGGUGAAAUUAUCUUUAGGGUCUUCUUUAAUGAUUUAGUCAUAAAAAUAAUUAUAUAAAUAUGGUCAGUAUAUUUAAACUUAAUACAUACUUAAUGUUCACCUUCUGUAAACACCUAACCUCAAUUUAGGAAUUUGUGAUACAUGAUGUACACAAAAAGUAAUUAACACCAAUCUGAAAAUCCUGAAAAUGGUUGAUCUAACUCAGGGGCAAUUUACCGAAUGGGCACAUGCCUAUGGCGGGAGGCAAUUUAUAACUUAAGAAGGGUCAAAAAAUUGGAAAUUAAAAAAUAAUUUAGUGGUUGUAUUUGCAUGCGGUCUCAGUAAACUUCUGAUAAUCCCUCACGGCUGUGUUGACAUCAUUAUCGUCUCCUGUCGCCGUAUGGACAUUGUAAUCGUCUUCCAUGAUCGCGGCAAUAUAUGAACAUAUCCCGUGGUCAUAAGGAGAUUAUCGUAGUCUACCGCGAAUGAGGCAAAAUUCUGAUUUUCCCGCAGUCGUGUGGACAUUAUCAUCAGCUUGAACCGAUUGCGGUAAAAUUAUGAUAAUCCCUCAGGGCCGUGAAGACAUCAUUAUUGUAUCUCCCUUGGUCCUGUAGUGAUCGUAAUCGUCUCCAGUGGUUGUGAAGACAUUGUAAACACCUACCGCAAUUGCGGCAGAAUGUUAAUCAUAUCCCGCAGUUGUGUGAAGAUCACCAUCGUCUUCCGCGGUGGCGGCAAAAUUCUUACCGUUUCCCGCGGUCGUGUGGACAUAAUCAUCAUCUUCUGUGAUCGCGGCAAUAUUCUGAUCAUCCCUCGCAGCUCUGUAUAUAUCAUCAUCACGUUACGCAAUCACGGCCAAAUCAUUAUCAUAACCGGCGGUCGUUUAGACAUUAUCAUCGUCUUCUGCAGUCGCGGCAAAAUUCUGAUUAUCCCUCGCUGACAUAUUGUCAUUUCCUGCAGUCACAGAAACGUCAUUUUUGUCAUGCGAUAAAUUGAAUUUUACAGGUAGAAAUACAAAAUUCACUCAUAAUUCCCACUAUAAAAAAAAUCACGCAUAAUUCCUGGAUUUUAUAGUUGGUGGACACCCGUAUUGUAAAGGGACGCUACUUUACCGAGGGUUAUGCCUAAGGCGCUGACAUGGUCAAAAACGGGCCUGAACUAAAUUUUCUGUAAAAAUCUAUCUGUACAAUGCUAAAACUGAAUAAAAAACGCUAUUCAACUCACUUAGGCUAUAUAUUUAUAAACUUUAGUUACUUCAAGUCGUUUAAAUAAAAUUUUACAAGAGAGAAAAUUGAAAAAAAAACAAUCAAUUCUAUUAAAGUACUGUCAAAUUCAAGAACUCAGAAAUGGUAAUUGAUCUUUUUAAAUUUGUGAGUUGGUGGCUCAGUUGGUGACAACACAGUCUUGGGUCCAAGGCAGCAACGUCCUAGGGUACCUGGCCAUUACUUUUGUCAGUACAGUUUGCCCUUGUACCUGUACCGGCUCACCUCUUGCUUUUCUAGAUUCCACACACAAGCCAGAGGCCUACGUGGUUAGGGAAAUGCAAGGUUUCAGUUAUCUCUUAAUGGCGCUAUGGGCCUGAAAGAUAAUUGUGCUCCCUUCCCCCUUUUCUUGCGCCCUGGUCCCAGGUCCAUUUACUAAAGCAACCCUGAAGAGACCAAUAUUUUAUUUUUUAUGGAAAAACAUCUUUUAACCCUUCCAGGGCUAUGGACGGAUAUAUUCGUCAAUCUUUGUUUACUUUCCAGGCUGAAAACGGAUAUAUCCGUCCCGAGAAAUUUCUUUUCUGGGAUAAAGACGGAUAUAUCCGUCCAAAAAGCGAAUUGAUACACAAUGUUUAUAAUACGGUAAUAAACAUUACACUGCAUUAUAAAUGGGUUAUUUUGUUUUUGUGGUUGGCAAUAAUAAGUGCCGCAGCUGUUUCGGCUAUUUUGCACCAUAGAGUGUACGUAAGUAAAUAUUGCUGUCACUUCACACAUGGUUGUAAGUGAGUGAUGUUUACAUUUUGUGUUUGUACUUUAUUUUUAUGUUAUUGAGCUAAAGUUAGUAAUGCAAACGAUCUGAAAAUUGAAGAUGUUAUUGAGAUG